UCGUCAUAAUGUAAUAUUUCGCCACAAUGAAAAAUUAACCACCGUUAUAUUUUAUCUAUAUAAGAUCCACGUGUAAAAUCAAAAUUCUCAUCACCAUCUAAAGGAGUACAUUGCAGAAUACAUAUUAUAUUUUUCAAUUUUCAACGACCCGACAACCAUGAGUGGACGAGGUAAGGCAGGUAAAUCCAAAGGUGGAAAGUCAAAGACUAGAUCCUCACGAGCCGGAUUGCAAUUUCCCGUCGGUCGUAUUCAUCGUUUGUUGAAGAAGGGCAAUUACGCUGAACGUGUCGGGGCCGGUGCUCCGGUCUACUUGGCUGCCGUCAUGGAGUAUUUAGCUGCUGAGGUUUUGGAAUUGGCCGGUAACGCUGCCCGUGAUAACAAGAAGAGUCGUAUCAUUCCAAGACAUUUGCAGCUGGCCAUUAGAAACGACGAGGAAUUAAACAAAUUAUUGAACGGCGUCACUAUCGCUCAAGGCGGCGUGUUGCCUAACAUACAAGCCGUCCUUUUACCAAAGAAGACCGAAAAAACUAAGACAACUUAGUCAAAUUUUUUUUCACAUUAAUAUUAUACCUGUACGCGUUUCAAAACGGCCCUUUUCAGGGCCACCAAAAUUUACAACACUACUUUUUGAUUUUUAACCUUUCUCUUUAAACACAAACAGGUGAAUGAAGAAUCUAUUAACUCCAGUUCAAAUAAAAUGUUG
Messenger RNA from Cinara cedri, 703 nucleotides. The record is from the annotation of a GenBank genome assembly. Lineage: Eukaryota; Metazoa; Arthropoda; Insecta; Hemiptera; Aphididae.